AUGGAGCGUAUUUCGGAAAAACGAUAUCCUCUCAGUGCAGUAGAUUACAAGUUAUAUGAAGAGGUUGGGGAAGGCGUCAGUGCCUCAGUAUUCCGAGCUCUCUGCAUUCCACUCAAUGAGAUUGUUGCCAUCAAAGUGCUUGAUCUUGAGAAGUGCAAUAAUGAUUUGGAUGGAAUUCGGAGAGAGGUACAGACCAUGAGCUUGAUUGAUCAUCCAAAUCUUUUAAGAGCGUAUUGCUCUUUUACUGCUGGGCACAGUCUUUGGGUUGUGAUGCCCUACAUGGCUGGUGGCUCGUGCCUUCAUAUAAUGAAAUCCGCCUUUCCUGAGGGUUUUGAAGAACCUGUUAUUGCAACUGUAUUGCGUGAGGUUCUCAAGGCUCUUGUUUAUCUCCAUGCCCAUGGGCACAUACAUAGAGAUAUUAAGGCUGGGAAUAUUUUGUUUGAUUCUAAUGGUGCGGUCAAAGUGGCUGACUUUGGAGUGUCUGCGUGUAUGUUUGAUACUGGAGAUAGGCAACGUUCAAGAAAUACUUUUGUUGGAACACCUUGCUGGAUGGCUCCAGAAGUUAUGCAGCAAUUGCAUGGAUAUGAUUUUAAAGCAGAUAUAUGGUCGUUUGGUAUAACAGCACUUGAACUUGCUCAUGGUCAUGCCCCAUUUUCCAAGUAUCCACCGAUGAAAGUUUUGCUUAUGACUUUGCAGAAUGCCCCUCCAGGUCUUGAUUAUGAGAGAGACAAGCGAUUUUCAAAGUCUUUCAAAGAGUUGGUUGCCACUUGCUUAGUCAAAGACCCAAAGAAGCGUCCAAGCUCAGAAAAACUUUUAAAGCACCACUUCUUUAAACAUGCACGUGCCACCGAAUAUCUUGGUCGCACCAUUCUUGAUGGCCUUGCUCCAUUAGGAGAUCGUUUUAAAACGCUGAAGGCUAAAGAGGCAGAUUUAUUGAUGCAGAACAAGGCUCUUUAUGAGAUGGAGCAAUUAUCUCAGAAAGAAUAUAUUCGAGGAAUUAGUGCCUGGAAUUUUAACCUGGAAGAUUUGAAGAGUCAAGCUGCUCUUAUUCAAGAUGAAGACAUGUCAAUUGCAGAAAAGCCAGAUACAGAUAAGAAGAAAAAAGACAUAUCAAAUGACUCAAAGGUUCCCAUAUCAAAUGACUUAAAGGUUCCCGCGGAGGAGCAAUCUGCUUCUAAUCAUCCAGAGGGUACAUCCACACUGGACAAGGAGGAUGGAUUCAACAAUCUUCAGGACUUGGAAAGUUCACUUGCUUCAUUCCCUGUUAAACCUCUUCAAGCACUCAAAGGUUGUUUUGAUGUCUGUGAUGAUGAUGAUGUCAAUGAUACUAGUCCAAAGGAUUUGGAUCACAGUUAUGGAAGAAUUGAUAAUGAAAGUUCUGGGCCAAGUAAAAUGUCGCCUCAAAAAGCUACUCAGCCUAAGAAAUUUUUCAGUAGCUCUUUACAACCUGAUUUUCCCAAAAAAGUUACUGAUGUGGACAGGGAUUAUUUACAAACAAAAUAUCCUUCCGAAAGGAAUCACAGCGGUCCAUUGUUAUAUCGACAGAGGAAAGAUAUCAACAACUUUUCAUCUGUUGAUGACACAUCAGAAGGAGCGGUUGUCCAGCGUAGGGGACGGUUUAAGGUCACAUCAGCAGAUCCCAGUUCAAUGGGUCUUUCAAACAACUCUUCUGGCUCAGUUGCUGGAAGUCCUACUCCUAAUCCUACCAGUCCCCCAAAACAGAACUUAAUGACUGCUUCUAUUCUUCCAUCACUGCAGUGCAUCUUGCAACAGAACGGCUUGCAGAGGGAAGAAAUUAUUAAACUGAUAAAGCACACAGAGCAAUCUUAUGCAGGUAAGAAUGAAUCAAUAGAGGCAGGAGCAGUUGAUAUUCCGCAGGCACCACUUGCUACAACUAGAGAAAAAGAGCUGCAUUUGCAGGUGAUUCAACUCCAACAGAGCAUUGGAAGCCUUGUCGACGAAUUGCAGAGACAAAAGAUGAAAAAUGUUCAGUUAGAGAGACAGUUGAGCAGUAUGACAGCAAUUUUUGAGAUGCUAUUCCUUGAGUCACGUGUAAAAUUUAAUUUAUUUGACAAGAUACUCAUAUCAUGUAGAGAGACACUGAAGAGGCGAGUUUUUGAAAUUGUGUGA
Messenger RNA from Vicia faba (fava bean), 2130 nucleotides. The record is from the annotation of a GenBank genome assembly. NCBI's taxonomy places the organism in Eukaryota, Viridiplantae, Streptophyta, Magnoliopsida, Fabales, Fabaceae.